GCGGGUCCUCAGCUCGGCAAGCUGAUAACAAUGUGGCUCAUAAACAUACAGCGGCUGCUACUUUCUUCAUCUGCUGUGGCGAUACUUGGUGGAACAGGAAUCGCCAGAGCGAUGUGUGCGCAGGUGAAUGACUGGCGGAGUGCCAAAUCCAUUUAUGAGUUCUCUGCAAAGGACAUUGAUGGGAAUGAAGUAUCUCUUGAAAAAUACAAAGGCUAUGUCUGCAUCAUCACAAAUGUCGCCUCAAAAUGAGGCAAGACUGGCGUGAACUACACUCAGCUUGCGGCAAUGCACGUCACGUAUGCUGAGAAGGGUUUGCGCAUCCUAGGCUUUCCCUGCAACCAGUUUGGAGGGCAGGAGCCAGGUACAGAUGCAGAGAUCAAGGCGUUUGCCAAAGGAUACAAUGCUGAGUUUGACCUCUUUAGCAAGAUUGAAGUCAAUGGUGACAACGCCCACCCCCUGUGGCAGUGGAUGAAGAAUCAGCCAAAGGGGAAAGGGACACUUGGGAACAACAUCAAAUGGAACUUCACAAAGUUCCUCAUUGACCGUGAAGGACAGGUUGUAAAGAGAUAUGGUCCCAUGGAUGAUCCAAGUGUGGUAGAAAAGGAUCUCCCAAAAUACCUGUAAAGAGCUCUCCGUCCAUCUCUGAUUUACUCCUGCCCAAUCCUUGUCUCCGGCAGCAAGCUGGCAGCACGGGUGUUUCUGCCCAGAUUAAUGAUGGCCUGACCACAAACCUAUUUGACAGGGAGGUCAGGCCUGAUGAAACUGACGUGCAUAACCACUGGGAUGAUGCCUUGAAUGCCAGCUUAGCUUCUUGAGACAACGGUGUAGGCAGUUCUCUCUGCACUUAAAUGUCACUGAAUGUUUUGUUCCUAAUCCAUGUGUCAAAUAAAGAUCUAUAGACAGA
Molecule: messenger RNA, 904 nt
Organism: Engraulis encrasicolus (European anchovy)
Lineage: Eukaryota; Metazoa; Chordata; Actinopteri; Clupeiformes; Engraulidae
Gene: gpx4b
Product: glutathione peroxidase 4b
Exons: 7
Biological process (GO): response to oxidative stress
Cellular component (GO): nucleus; mitochondrion
Molecular function (GO): phospholipid-hydroperoxide glutathione peroxidase activity; glutathione peroxidase activity
Source: RefSeq, a predicted model, not a curated record